AUGUCGUCCGACGCGAUUAUCAAAGGCCUGAAGCAAGGCAACGCCAUUGAAAUGGCCACGAUCGAGGAAGUGAAGGGGGGCAUGACCUCUGUCCUUGAUGGGAUGCUCAGGGAAUGCUACAAUCGUAGCGACGCAUUGAGCGAUCUUAUGGAGAAGGUACAACUCGAGGAUAUGAGCACGACAGCGGCGAACUUCACGGCGGAGCAGAGAGUUCAUCUUACGAAGGUCAUCAAAGACGCUAUCUCCAGCUGCGAGCGAGCUAUGAUCACCAAUGAUCGCAAAGAGAAGAGGGGGGUCGGGCAAGCGAAAGCCGCGUUCCAAGCGGAGAUAAAGACUAGGAACAUCAUUUGCAAUCAUCUCAAUGAUCAAAUCCAUAUAUGUAUUGAGAGAAACAAAACCAUGGACGCCACGCCUGAGAAGUCCGACAUCCAUGUCUCCCUGACAAAGUUUCGUACGGAAGAGGAUAACCUUCUUCGCAAACUUCGACAAUCUUACAGGGACGCAGACACAUACGAGAAAGAGAAAAACGAGUUCAAGGAGCAGAUCGCAAAUCUUAAGCUCAUCGCCAGGAUAGCGAGGAUUGACCUCAAAGCUACGAGUCGGGACGAGGCGUCAGAUCGUGUGUCGUUCCAGGAACCGCAAGUCGCUCAUAUGAGUCUUGCUCCUUCUCCUGCUGGUCGCGGUUGUCGCGGUAGUUUCUCUUUCCGUGGUGGCGUUCGUGGUCUCGGCGGUGUUGGUCGUGGCCGUGGGCUACCUUGUGGACAGGCAAAGCCGUGA
This is a messenger RNA of Alternaria rosae, 777 nucleotides long. RefSeq lists its product as uncharacterized. The record is from RefSeq and is a predicted model, not a curated record. The transcript is spliced from 3 exons. The coding region runs from base 1 to 777 and encodes 258 amino acids. Lineage: Eukaryota; Fungi; Ascomycota; Dothideomycetes; Pleosporales; Pleosporaceae.